CGAGCCAAUCGGAGCGCUCGGGACCGGUGCAUAGACACAGCGAAUCGAACCCAGAGAAACAUAUUCGAUGAGCGAGAAAAGUAAUCGAUGAUCAAAAAAGAAUCCCAGCGGUGAAACUUUCCUGUUGUUUGGUCAUCGACUAACUUAAAAAUUGCUUUGAAAGAUGGAAGUCGAGGGCGAGGGCGAGUGGGGGGGGAGGGGUCCAGACGUGACUAAUGGAGUGUGAGUAGCGGAUUUGGAGCCGGCGAUCCUCAAGGCCCAGGGAUUGAAUUUGGAGCCGGAGAUCCCACCCCCGCUGCCCACGGCGCCCCCCCCCCCCCCUCCCCCCAGCUCGGCUGAGCGAUGAGGGUGAAGGUGAAGCGCUGGAACGCCAUCGCUACCUGGUUCUGGGUGGCGAACGAUGAGAAUUGCGGCAUCUGCCGGACGGCGUUUAACGGCUGCUGCCCGGACUGUAAAGUGCCAGGAGAUGACUGCCCAUUGGUGUGGGGUCAGUGCUCUCAUUGUUUCCAUAUGCACUGUAUCCUGAAAUGGCUGAACUCCCAGCAGGUACAGCAGCAUUGUCCCAUGUGUCGACAGGAGUGGAAAUUCAAGGAGUGAUGAGCAACUGGACAAAUUGAGUGAGGAAUCCAAAGGCUCUGAAUCAGACUUUGAACCAACUUUUUCUUUGGCUUCUCAAUGAUGAUUGCAAAAAAAACCUUAAACAUGUUACCAAGGAGAUUAACGUCUGUCAAAUAUAUUGUUUUUUUUUAUAAGUAUUACAUAAAAAGUGGUGCAAAACUAGAAUGACUGACCUACAUAAAAUAGUUGAAAUAUCAAGUGAACAGGCAGAUGCUAAACAUAAAACUAGCAUAAAAGGCCAAUGUGACAUCUUUGGCUACUUACUAUCUGACUUCAUGGGCUAUUGGUAAAUUAAAACUUUUUCAUAAGCAUUGCUAUGUAUUGUUUUUUAUCCUCAAAUCAUUGUAGAGGCUGAUGCAGUUCGACCAAUGGAGGUCUGUGGCUGUAUUUUUGAAGGUGUAUAGUUAUUUGUAUCUGCUGGGAAGGAAGAAAACUGUUACAGUACAGCUUUAGCAAAAUAUUUUGUAAUGGGGAAAUGAGGACUAAUUUUUCUUAAAAAAAAACUGACUUGGGCCAACAUUUUUUGGAAAUGCUAAAAUAUAGGAUGGACCUUUUUACAAGCUAUAAAAUUACUGAAUUGUCAUUGACUUUUGCAACACAGGCAAGGCUCUCUGACGUGUUCCCGCCUCCUUGCACUUUUCCUGGAGGUGAGCGCGGUGGUAAUACACUUGGUGCAAUAAGUUAAGCCAAUUAGUGAGGUAGUUAACAGGCAUUUGUGACCGGGCUACAAUCUUGCCAAUGUCAUAUAGAAUCUUCCUGUGUCCCCAUCCGUGUUAGUCAGAGGUGGAGCCUGUGUUACAUGUGAUUGAGAGUUAACUGAUAAUGACAGAAAAUGGCAAAACUGCUGUCUUCUCAUUUCAUAGCUGUACCAUUGACUGUGUAAUUUGUGGAAAUGGUAAUCACGAUGAACGUCAUUAUGUCUCAGUUGCACCCCUGAUGCGGAUGGUGGCUGCAGUGCUUUCCUGCCACCCUUGCUCCUUGGGUCUCAGCAGCACUCCCACUGAUCACAAAGUGGGGCUGCUGGCCUCCCUUGCAGUAGGUUUUGCUUCAGGCCUGUGUGAUUAUGACAUGGUAAGAACCAGAUUUGAUAUAGUUAACAUUUCAAAUGAUUCUGUAGGUGAUGGUCAGAACAGUUGAAAACUAAAUAUUUUUGCAGCACAAUAAUAAGUCUCCCACUAUUUACAAUGCAUGAUUUGCAACAAGGUUUGACGUUAGUAUGUGUUUCUGUUUCCCUGUAGGAUGUUAAUCGUAUCUGAUUUUAUCUCGUUUCAUUGAACUUUGCUAGUUGCUUAGUUUUUGAUUCAAGAAACAAGGUUUAAUAUGAUGACCUUCACCCUGGAGUUACUGCUUGAUCUAUGGGUUAUAGAAUUUCCAAGACUUGUCUGCCAUACUCAAUUGGCUGGUACAUUCUGCUUACGUAAAAAAAGGGAAAGCUGGUAGCAGCAAUGCAUUCUCUAAACAGGAUGCGCCCCCUUCCCUGACAAGAGUUUUGUUUAUCCUUGGGGAAAAUUAAGUUCUUGAUUGAUGCUUGCUGCCAAAUUUUGAAACUUGUACAGUUUAACUCCAGUCCAGUGUUCCUUAACAAAUCCUUACUCUAAAUAAGCAAGAGAGGAAACCUGAGCUUGAAGUACAAGUGAUUUCAAUGCAGUAACUUCAUAGUUGAGGCAUUUAUUCUCACAUAAGACCUGUUCUGUACACAGUUUAAUGUUGUAUAAAUUUGAGGUUAUGAAAUUUAUGCCUGAAAAUUGAGAGCUUUGUAUUGUCUGAAUGAAUAUUGUACUUUUAUAGUGAAAACUAUGAAUCUGAAUUAUUUCCUAUUUAAAUUGAGAAACAAUACAGUAGAAAUUUAUUUAAUUGGCAUCUUAUGGAGUACUUGACCUUUUAUGAUCAAGAUGAAACUUGAAACAAGUGUGAAAUUGUGUCCAAUUUGUUCUACAGUUCUGACGUAUUGAAGUACACUUGUAGAGUACUUGACCUCACUGAAAUUGUGUCCAAUUUGACAAUUCUCAUAUAUCAUAUUGAAGUGCACUUAAUUUUAUUUUUCUCACCAGUUUUAGUACCACUACACUUGGAAACUAUAUAUUUUUUAUUUUAGUGUCUUUAUAGUUUUAAUUUGAUUGCAUUUUAAGCUUUAUUGCUGUUCCGAUAAAACAAUCGUGUAUGGAAUGCAGCUUGUCCCCGUGAAUACAUUUAACCCUUCUGCUGGUACAAACUGCUAUGGGUGGCACCAAUGAAAUAUAAACUCUGAAAUAAUAGUGCACAGAACAUAUGGUGCAACUUAAUGCUGCCAGUAUUCACUUUGGCAAGAUUAAUUUUGCUGGUAAAAUAUAAAUGCUCAAUCAUAGCAAAAACUUUCAAAUUACAAUCUUUAUGCUCUGGAACAUUUGCUUUUUGUUUUAGAAAAAUUGUUCUUUAAAAUCAUUUUCCAUAGGUUUCUGCAUUUACCACAUUAAGAAUCUGAUUAGACUGGAAAAUAAUUAAUAUUUUGCUAAAAUAUUUUAAUGCUGAGUUUGGCAUUAAUACUUAGGAAAUGUUUGUAUAAUUGCACAACACAUUGAGCAGAAUGUAUGUUCAGCUAUUUUGAGUUUGGGGUAUGGAAAUACAUCAUCAAUUGAAUUAUACAAAUUAA
Messenger RNA from Carcharodon carcharias (great white shark), 3247 nucleotides. It is a transcript of the gene anapc11, whose product is annotated as APC11 anaphase promoting complex subunit 11 homolog (yeast). The transcript is spliced from 2 exons. The record is from RefSeq and is a predicted model, not a curated record. Lineage: Eukaryota; Metazoa; Chordata; Chondrichthyes; Lamniformes; Lamnidae. Gene Ontology annotation, biological process: protein ubiquitination; anaphase-promoting complex-dependent catabolic process; positive regulation of mitotic metaphase/anaphase transition. Gene Ontology annotation, molecular function: cullin family protein binding; ubiquitin protein ligase activity; zinc ion binding. The coding region runs from base 343 to 597 and encodes 84 amino acids. Gene Ontology annotation, cellular component: nucleus; anaphase-promoting complex.